AUGAAGCUGUUUCUCAUCGGGUUCAUUAUUUGGAUUAUUUUCACUAUAUCUCCGAGCUCUGGAUAUGGAGUCUGUGGAAACAGACCCCUGGCGGAGGAUUUCCGUGGCUCCCGCGUGGUCGGGGGGAAGGAUGCGGAGCCCGGUACCUGGCCCUGGUUAGUUAGUAUCCAGGACUUCAGCGACAAGCAGUAUGAUCAUCUAUGCGGAGGCGUCCUCCUGAAUCCUUUGUGGGUUCUGACAGCCGCCCAUUGUUUUAAGGAUCUCGGCAAUGAAUAUUAUUCCUGGAGACUCGUGUUUGGCGCCAACCGACUAUCCAACAUCGGGGGAAAGACUCAGAUCAGAACCAUCAAGGAGCUGAUUGUACACGAGAAGUACAACCCGAAAUCCCAGAGCAACGACAUCGCCUUACUCAGAUUAAACAAACCCAUCGCGUUUAAUGAGUAUAUUCAGCCGGCUUGUCUCCCCGCCAAACAAGCGAUUCUAAGCAAAAUGGACGACUGCUACGUCGCAGGCUGGGGUGUCGUCAAAGAAGGAGCGGAGGAAUCGGCGGACGUUCUCCAGGAAGCUCCGGUGAAUCUGAUCUCCACGGAGCGCUGCAACCGCCCGACCUGGUAUAACGGACGUGUGCGAGGCUACAAUCUGUGCGCGGGUUACGAACAGGGAGGCAUCGAUAGUUGCCAGGGGGACAGCGGAGGACCUCUGAUGUGCAAAAGACAAAAAGCCAAGUUCUACAUGGCGGUCGGCGUAACCAGCUGGGGCUCCGGCUGCGCCCGAAAGCAGAAACCUGGAGUUUACACCUCCACUCAGUUCUACCUCGAGUGGAUCGUUGGAAAAAUCUUCAAGGACCAGAAACCUGCAUCCAAACCUCUGGAAAUGAAGGCCAUGAAGAAGAUCUGGCCAAAGUUAGCUGAGAAAAUCAGCAAAGCUGGCAUGAAAACCCCGUGAUUCCCGAGAGCUCCAGAAAUAGAAGAUUCCAUCACAUCGGAGCCGUCUCCUUACAGGAGAGAAUUAUUACAUGUCAGCAACUUGUAGACUUGAUUGACUAGAUUAAUAAACCAAUA
Molecule: messenger RNA, 1061 nt
Organism: Spea bombifrons (plains spadefoot toad)
Lineage: Eukaryota; Metazoa; Chordata; Amphibia; Anura; Pelobatidae
Product: acrosin-like
Exons: 5
Coding region: 1-945 (314 amino acids)
Biological process (GO): proteolysis; acrosome reaction
Molecular function (GO): serine-type endopeptidase activity
Source: RefSeq, a predicted model, not a curated record